CGCAGUGUAGGGCAUUGUUACAGCCAAGAUGGCGUUAAGUAAAACAUUUGGCCAAAAACCGGUAAAAUUUCAACUAGAAGAUGAUGGGGAUUUCUAUAUGAUCGGAUCAGAGGUAGGGAACUACCUGCGUAUGUUCAGGGGUUCACUGUAUAAGAGGUACCCCUCUCUCUGGAGGAGACUAGCGUCAGUUGAAGAGAGAAAGAAGAUAGUCGCAUCCUCACAUGAUCACGGUUACACGACUUUGGCGACCAGCGUGACUCUCCUGAAAGCUUCAGAAGUUGAGGAGAUUCUGGAGGGAAACGAUGAGAAGUACAAAGCAGUUUCCAUCAGUACUGAGCCACCUGCCUACCUCAGAGAGCAGAAGGCAAAGCGGAACAGCCAGUGGGUGCCCACCCUGCCCAACAGCUCCCACCACCUGGACGCAGUGCCCUGCUCCACUACCAUCAACCGGAACCGCAUGGGCCGCGACAAGAAGAGGACUUUCCCACUCUGUUUUGAUGAUCAUGACCCAGGGGUUAUUCACGAGAAUGCCUCCCAGUCCGAAGUUCUGGUUCCAAUUCGACUUGAUAUGGAGAUAGACGGACAGAAGCUGAGGGACGCCUUCACUUGGAAUAUGAAUGAGAAGCUGAUGACUCCUGAAAUGUUUGCAGAGAUUCUGUGUGACGACCUGGAUUUGAACCCCCUAGCCUUCGUCCCUGCCAUUGCCUCAGCGAUCAGGCAGCAGAUCGAGUCGUACCCCACAGACAGCAUCCUGGAGGAGCAGGCAGACCAGCGGGUCAUCAUCAAGCUGAAUAUCCACGUUGGCAACAUCUCGCUGGUGGACCAGUUCGAAUGGGACAUGUCGGAGAAGGAGAACUCUCCGGAGAAGUUUGCCCUGAAGCUGUGCUCCGAGCUGGGCCUGGGGGGAGAGUUUGUCACCACCAUCGCCUACAGCAUCCGGGGGCAGCUCAGCUGGCACCAGAGGACCUACGCCUUCAGGUUUGUAAACCCACUUCAGCUUCACGCAAGACCAUUUCCAUAGGGGGUCAGAACUGGA
Molecule: messenger RNA, 1036 nt
Organism: Polyodon spathula (Mississippi paddlefish)
Lineage: Eukaryota; Metazoa; Chordata; Actinopteri; Acipenseriformes; Polyodontidae
Product: SWI/SNF-related matrix-associated actin-dependent regulator of chromatin subfamily B member 1-like
Exons: 7
Coding region: 29-1021 (330 amino acids)
Biological process (GO): chromatin remodeling; regulation of transcription by RNA polymerase II
Cellular component (GO): nucleus; nuclear chromosome
Molecular function (GO): transcription coregulator activity
Source: RefSeq, a predicted model, not a curated record